This is a messenger RNA of Nomia melanderi (Alkali bee), 2153 nucleotides long. RefSeq lists its product as uncharacterized. Lineage: Eukaryota; Metazoa; Arthropoda; Insecta; Hymenoptera; Halictidae. The record is from RefSeq and is a predicted model, not a curated record.
AUGAAACAAUUAUGGAAAAUGCGAUUCGCUAAAUUCCUUAUCAACGAUUUAAAGAAUUACGGACCGGCCGGGUUAAUACACAUGGAAGCUCUAUCAAACGUAAUAGGAAAACCUAUUCGUAUUUGGCGAUCAUCGCACUGUUUCUAUAAAACUAUAAAUGGCAAGCAUGUGGACAAGAAGGCAAUGCCAGUUGACGUUGAGUUUCACGACUGCAAAUCGACGUACAGACAAAUUGGUCACUGGACGUUGGUGGGUAAUAAAGAUCCCAUUAACAACAAAACUGAUUUGAACGGGUGUCUGUUCAGUGUGAUCGCCGAUCAAACAGAAAACUGUCCUAUAGACAUGAGAACUAACACUGUAGGACAGAUGGCGAACAACGUGAACACGUUGAUCGAUCGAAUCGAUGUUAUUUUAUCAUCAUACGGUAAAGAUGAACCAACGUUAAUGAUAGGUGGUGCUCGAUACCAUGGCAUAUCGCCGAGAGAAGCCGCAAUUAUUUUAAACAACUCGCAAAAUGUAUAUUGUGAUGGUUGUAGUCAGUUAGGACACCCAAGAGGUCAUGUCUCCGAUAAAUUAGCCACGGGCCCAUUAGACAGCGUCGAGAAUUAUUCUCGCUCGAGUGGUGGAAUGAAAUCAGGAUUUCUAAGUUACACGGAUCAAAACAAUGUGGCGCAUUUCGCGCUAAGUCAUAGAAGCGCGCAAAAGGCGAUGGAAACUUUAAAUCAAGGUUACAUGAACGCAACAGUGACGCUGCAUGUGCGCGACUUACAAAUCGCCGGUUGUGAUUUGCCACAAAUGAAAGAAUGGUGCAACGGCAAAGAAUGCUCUUAUGCUUUGGACAUCGCUCAAGUUACGUUGGUGCUACGACACCACCAAGGCAAACGUAGUGAUCCAGACGCAGACGUAUUCGUCCAUACAUUUUAUCCCAGAAGUCGAUGAUUAUGUAUAUACUUAUUUCAGUAGGUCUGGGUUAGAUACAUACAAUACAAAUUUUGUUCAUGAUCAUGUCACAUGUCAUUUGAUCCAUUAUAAUAAUGACUUUACGAAAAAACAAUUGAACAAAAAUUGUCUUUGGUAUCUAUUCUUGCUCUCAAUCUCACUUAGCAGGUCCUCUUAAGUAAAAUAACAUUCGUUGCACGCACCUACCUUAUGUCUGGAAUUUUUUAUUAUCUCAUAGGGUGUCUUCGACAUUGUUUUCACUUCUCCAAACUGGAGAUUGUGACUGAAAUUUACAAAUUUCAUCUUAAUCAAAUAAUUCACUUUACACUACAAGUUAUUUAUUGUUUUAUGUUUUACUUGUAACAUAUAUCGAUGUAAAGAACAUAAAUUUCGUUAACAGAAUCUUAUUUACGAAUGCUAAGUAAUAUCUCAUAAAUGUCGCGUACAAACUAGAAUACAGUUUGUAGAAGAAAAAACACUGACAAUAUGAAUAUAUUAGAUAUAAAACACACCUGUUCUUUCUUACUUGCUGGCUAACAAUUUUCAAACUUCAAUUCUUCGAUAAUCAAUGUUGCGAUGAUCGAAUUUUCAGUUAAUCGAUAUUCUUAUUAGUUUGCUAUAUCUCAAUUCUCGUAAUCGCGUAAAAAUCAUUAAGCGAAAUAUGCGAUAUAGAUUAAAUAUUAUCACAAGGUAUAAUUAAUAUUAACAUUUUGCAACAUGAAACUAACAAGCGUUGUAACCAAAUGUUCUAUGAUGUUUUUCGGAAAUCAAUUUUCUAUGACAAUGCGUUUAGAAUUUGUAUUCCAUGAACAUAGCUUCAGAACUUGGCCAUACUGCAUGCGUACAAAAAACUACUCUAAGGAUUGUAUUUUCAACCAUAAACUGUAACUAUCGAUUUUUUUAUUGAAGUUCGAUUGAAUCAAUUUCAAAAUCCACAUUAACUUGAUUACAAUAUAUGAAAGUAUAUAUAAGGUAAAGAACUAAAAUAUAUUUAAGCAAAAAAAAUGUUGGAAGUUUAUUUUAUAACAAUGUCUGAAAAAUAAAGUAUCAUUGUGUACAUGUUUUCAAAUGAGGUCUUUGUGUAUCUUAACUAUGAGUAUCUAUGAGUAUCUGUUUUGUAGUAAUAUUCCGACACAAUUAUGUAUUUACUUAUUUAUUUAUUUAAUUUCAUAAAAACAGUUUAUCUUAUAGAUCAUGUAUAUAUACACAUUUAA